Oncorhynchus keta (chum salmon) is the source of this 1549-nucleotide messenger RNA. RefSeq names its product zinc finger, CCHC domain containing 9 (gene zcchc9). Gene Ontology annotation, molecular function: nucleic acid binding; zinc ion binding. The record is from RefSeq and is a predicted model, not a curated record. NCBI's taxonomy places the organism in Eukaryota, Metazoa, Chordata, Actinopteri, Salmoniformes, Salmonidae.
UUAUUAUAAAUUCUCAACCUCAACAACAGAUGGCGGUACGAGUCUAUCGAGUCAUUUUCCUGUCAUUUCCACCCAAGGAAGAAGAAGAAGAAGAACGUAGCUUCCGGCCAAACAGUAAACACAUGUGGCAGCGAUAGUUUUACACUUUAGGUGUUCCAGCAAUGACGCGAUGGGCCAGAGCCAACAACGUCCACAAACACAAACCUGCUGAGGCAACACCCUGGAGCCAGCUUAGAACCAGAGGGGGAGGAGUAGGGAGGGGUCGUCCAGGCCCUUUUGGAGGUUCAGGAGGUGCUAGCUCUAGCCAUGGUCCUGGGGGUUGGGGAAGAGGUAGGGGAGGAGGGGGAGACCCUCUGAGGCGAACGCAGCUCGGCGAUGCUGGGAUUAAGAAGCCCUGUCGGAAGAAGAAAGACUACGACAAUGAGGAUGUGAACGGCUUCAUGGAAUACCUUCAGAGUGGCGGGGCUGGGAUCCAGGGAGGUGGAGGGGCAGGGAUGGGGGGACUCAGGGAAGAGGUAGAGACAGCCCUGAAGAAAGACAGGAGGAGAGAGGACAGGAGGAUUAAGAGACAGGAUGACAAGAAGAGCAGCAUGGUGUGUUUUAACUGUAGGAAGCCUGGCCACGGGUUGGCUGACUGUCCGGAGGCGGACCGAGACGAGGAGAUGGGAAGGGAAAUCUGCUACCGCUGUGGAUCCACAGAACAUGAGAUCCAACGCUGCCGUGCUAAAAUAGAUCCUGCUCUAGGGGAAUACCCGUAUGCCAAGUGUUUUAUCUGUAGUAAGACUGGCCACCUGUCCAGGUCCUGCCCAGAUAACCCCAAAGGACUGUACGCUGCAGGAGGUUGUUGCCGUGUCUGUGGUUCAGUAGAGCACUUCCAGAAGGAUUGUCCUGAGCACCAGGCCGCGUCUAACCAAGUGACCUUGGGCUGGCUGUCCAAUAACAUGAGUGCCGACCACGAGGAAGUGCAUGUGCCUGUGAAGAAAGCCCCGCCCAAACGGGCCAAGGUAGUGGUCUUCUGACCUGCCAAUCCACGCAGAGGACUCGCCAGAUUGGACAGGACUGACAUCGACACAUCCCAAGUCCUGAAGUCCACGAAGGGCGUUCGUUCUGUCACCGUUCUCACUCUCUCUCUCUCUGAGCUUUGACAAACAACAUCCAUAGUCAGGGAAAAUGGAGAGCUGCUCUUGACUGCCGUAUUGGAAAGCGCCCUCUGUGGUCUCACACCCUGGACUCUGUGUAUAGGACUGGAAGUGAUUUGUAUGGAUGGGACGAGACUGGGGCCUGUAGUGUAUGCUAGCUAGCGGGUCGCUCCUGUAUCUAAAGAUGUGUUUUUAUAUCUCGGUAGCCAUCUAUCCCGUGUGUCUCAUGUUUGGUGGUGUGUUCUCUCAUCUAUCCCCGGGUGUCUGAGAAACAAAAAGGUUCAAAAUAUAGGUUUUUAUUUGCACUUCACAGAAUUUGUUUUGUCAUCAAGUAUCAUUAUUACUGCACGUUCACGCACAUCAACAUCUGAAAUAUUUCUUGCAAAAUUCAAUAAAUUAGACUGAUAUUA